This is a messenger RNA of Notodromas monacha, 1449 nucleotides long. Lineage: Eukaryota; Metazoa; Arthropoda; Ostracoda; Podocopida; Cyprididae. The record is from the annotation of a GenBank genome assembly.
AUGGAGAAAAAGAUCGGCAAAAAAGUUUUCAUGCAUGACAAGAAGCUCGGGAGAUUCCUGGAGAGGCGUGCCAGUAAUCAAUCACUUGGAGGCGAAGGGAAAGUGAUUGUUAACUUUGAAGAGACGGUUUACAACAUUUUCAACAACGAAGGAAAAGUUGCUGUCCGGGUUCUUAUCAAGGCGCUGGACGAGCAAGGAAUUAAGUUGGACGACCCAAGACUGCGAGAAUUUACGGAUUAUUUAUCGCAAGUUGCGAUGGAGAAAAGCUUUGAAUCGGAAGAUGGCGAACCCGUGUUGAUCGAAAAUUUGACCCUGGAGAAGUCAACGUUCAUUUCGUACGCAUUAUUACAUACGGCAAUUUUGAAAAGAAAUUAUGACGAAGAAAACGAAUCUUAUUUUCACAGUUUGGUAAAGCAAAAUCGGAUGAUGCUUUCCAAAGCUCUGCGUUCGAAAUUCGUGCUGCCAGAGUUCAGGAAAUUUUGCGCCAUCGUCAAACAAUUUUUUCUUGAGUGCAAAUCCAUGGAACUAGGAGGGCAGCCAUAUCCGUUGAUUCGCCAGACAGCAAGCAUUAAUCCGGACGCGUUUGGGAUUUCUAUCUGUUCCACGGAUGGGCAACGAUUUUCUAUCGGCGAUGCGAAAGAUCCGUUUCUUCUUCUGUCAUGCAGCAAUGUUUUAACUUACUCGUUGGCGAGAACGCAUUUGAGUUCGGACGAAGUCCACGAGUACGUUGGGCAGGAACCAAGUGGACGGAAUUGUUCGGAACUUGCUGUGGACUCGAAUAACCGACCGUGGCACUCAAUUUUUCUUUGGAAUCGACCCGUGUUAUGUAUGCGACAGAAAGCAUGCGGUGGAUUGCCCUUGACUUUCAACAACUCAGCGUACAUCGGGCUCCGACAUCGAGCGGAUGGAAAUUAUGCGCAAGCGUUCUACAUGCGGGAAACAAAAAGCUUCCCUUCCACGGUCAACCUCGAGUCUUGCAUGGAAUUGUAUCUCCAGUGUCGGGCAAUGGAGGGGACAUGUGAGGCGUUGGCGGUUGUUGCUGCCACGUUGGCCAAUGGCGGCAUUAAUCCCAUCACCGGCGAGACUAAAAUAGUGACUGCUUUCCCGUUCCAUCAUUUCGACAAUGCGAAGCAUGACAAGAUGAAGUCUGACCCUUGCAUGGCGGAGGUGUACGAAAAGUCGGAAGCCGUGGUGGCGAUUCUGUUCUCUGCUGCUUCGGGUGACGUCACGGCGAUGAGGCGCUUCUUCAUGUCCGGAAUGAAUCUCAAUACGGCCGACUACGACGGAAGGACGCCGUUGCAUUUGUCGGCGGCCGAAGGCCACACCGAGUGCGUCGAAUUCCUCGUCAAGACUUGCAAAGUGGAUCCCAAUUCGAGGGACAGGUACUUCGUAGACCGCUUCAUUUCCGAAUCACAACACAACCAUGUGAAAUCUGACAUUUCUGUAUAG